GUCUGGGCCACAAUUGGCCCCAGAAGGGGAAAUGAUCCUCUCCAUUGGGAGCCAAGAGCCUCCAGGCCAUGGCAGGAUCCCCAUUCCCCUAUUCGGGUCUGCUUAUGAACCACAGAUCCCAAGAGACGGGUGGGGGGGGGGGUAUCGGAAUGGCUUGAGGUGAAUAUACAGAGGUAGGAAGCUAGCUCAGCUGGCUGCUCUCGGAUCUCCCCGUAACCUGUGGUGCCCUCCAGAACCAGAGUCCCAGCUCUCUUUGCUGCUUCUCAGUAACUCCCAGGUGCCCCCUCACAGUCCCCCCUUUGGAGCCCUGAACCCAUGUCCAUUCACCCCACCCCCACCCCCAUCCUCCAAAUAAAGCAAGUGCUCAGGAGCUGGGCCAGCAGCUGUUCUCCUGGUGGGAGAGCCUGGCUCUUUCACCCACCCCCAUCCCCAUCCUCACCUCCAGCCAAAGCAUGGAGGAGCUCCCUAAGGGAUGAUGCACACUGUAAGACCAAGGCCCGGUGCCAAUGAUACUCAUGACCAUAUUGCUGUAGGUCCCAAGGACCCCUUCUCUUGCCAGCAUAGCUUGGAGCUGUUCUGCAGCUGCUCUGAAGACAGACCCCCGCCCCUCUCCCCUCGGCGCCAGCAGUCCCCUACAGCCAGCGGUGAGUUCCAGCCGUCUCCAUGGCCUCGGGCAGAGCCCAGGGGAGAAGGCCCCACACCGGGAGCCACCCCAGCACUCUGCCUGCCCGGCAUGGAGCUGCCUGAGCUGCUUGUUGUGGCCAUGUUUCUCCUCACUUCAAGAUUAACCCUCACCCUGACCAGCCCUGCUCCAGCCUGUGACCCCAGACUCUUCAACAAGCUACUCCGAGACUCUGCUGCCCUCCACAGCAGACUGAGUCAAUGCUCGGACCUCGGUCCUCUGCCCAUUCCUGUCCUGCUGCCCACUGUGGACUUCAGCCUUCGGGAAUGGAGAGCCAAGACGGAGCAGACCAAGGGGCAGGAGGUCCUCGGUGCGGUGACCCUAUUGCUGGAAGGUGUGGUUGCAGCCCGAGGACAGCUGAGCCCCAGUUGCGUCUCCUCCCUGCUCGGGCAGCUCUCUUCCCAGACGCACAUCCUCCUCGGAGCUCUGCAGGGCUUCUUGGGAACUCCGUCUCUCCCAAAGGGCCCAACUGCAGCUCACAGGGAGCCCACAGCCAUCUUCCUGAGCUUCCAGCAGCUGCUCCGGGGAAAGGUGCGCUUCCUGCUGCACACACUAAGACCCAUCCUCUGCGCCAGGCAGGACCAGCCAGCCACAGCAGCCCCAAGCAGUGGCCCCAUGCCUUCCAUCAGGCCAACCUCUGGGCUCAAAGACAGGACCCCUGUACCCCCGGAAGGGGGUCCUGGGAGCUCAGCCAGAGGGACGGACUCUCCCAAGAGGGCCUUCAGACUCCUGAACAGGAUCCUCGGAUUGCUGAACCACACAGCCAGCCCCCUGUACGCAGCCCCCGCACAUGUGAACACGACUCUUGGGCCCUCCAACAGAACCCAUGCUAUCCCUCCCAUGCCCUCAGCCGGUUCCCUGGGAAACUCAAACAAGCCCCCUGGAACCUCACCUAUCCCCUCACCUGGACUGAUUACUCCCCCAAGCAUCCUCCCUAUUGGAUGCCAUGUGCUCUCCUCUCCCUCAGUCACUCUACCAACCCCUACACCCAGGGCUCACAUCCCUUCUACUUCGCCCCUGGCCACAAGCCCAGGGACUGGGGCCUCUGAGAUCUGCUGCCUUCACUCCGAGGAUAAGCCUCAGGACAAGCAGGACAUUCAGGGCACUGCCACCUCGUCCCCUACCUAAGUCCCACAGUCUGGAGCUGGCCAGGAUACUCAGGACACACACCCACCCUCAGCCCUGGCCUGCCCCAACCCCUGCUGAACUCUCAGGAGCCCAGGGCAGGGAAUACGGACCGAGAAGUCUCUCCAGGAUCCCUUCUGGAAGUCUCCUGUCAGAGCCACGGAAAGGGAACGUUUUUCACUGUAUAAUUCCAGAAAAUAUUUUUUUAAGCCGAUAAAUAAUAUUUGUCAGAAAAGCGGA
Molecule: messenger RNA, 2047 nt
Organism: Dromiciops gliroides (monito del monte)
Lineage: Eukaryota; Metazoa; Chordata; Mammalia; Microbiotheria; Microbiotheriidae
Gene: THPO
Product: thrombopoietin
Exons: 5
Coding region: 473-1810 (445 amino acids)
Biological process (GO): thrombopoietin-mediated signaling pathway; positive regulation of ERK1 and ERK2 cascade; cell population proliferation
Cellular component (GO): extracellular region
Molecular function (GO): hormone activity; cytokine activity
Source: RefSeq, a predicted model, not a curated record